Etheostoma spectabile (orangethroat darter) is the source of this 1585-nucleotide messenger RNA. RefSeq names its product alpha-2-HS-glycoprotein. NCBI's taxonomy places the organism in Eukaryota, Metazoa, Chordata, Actinopteri, Perciformes, Percidae. Gene Ontology annotation, biological process: negative regulation of endopeptidase activity. The record is from RefSeq and is a predicted model, not a curated record. Gene Ontology annotation, molecular function: cysteine-type endopeptidase inhibitor activity. The coding region runs from base 74 to 1366 and encodes 430 amino acids. The transcript is spliced from 7 exons. Gene Ontology annotation, cellular component: extracellular region.
GACUUGAACGCAAACACAAGAGAGCAAACUUUAAACCGGCUCCAGUCUUUCAGCUGCUGGAAUCUCUGCCACUAUGGCUAAAUCCAUUUUCACAUUAUUACGGCUUUUAUCCCUGCUCGCCAUUCACACUCUGUGUGUGUACGCCGAGGGUUUUGCAUUGUCGCCUAUUGCUCUUGCUCCCAUCCCCUGUAAUGACAAGGCAGUGGAGAAGCUAUCUCGUCUGGCUGUAACUUACAUCAAUGAGGAUCGCCCCGAUGGCUACAAGUUUGCCCUCAACCGCAUUGCAAAUGUCCACCUGCACGCUCAGGGCCCAGCAGGCAAUGUUUAUUACCUGGACCUGGAUGUCCUGGAGACCAAGUGUCACAUAGGCAGCCCAAAACCAUGGAAACGAUGUGACGUCAGGCCAUUCAUGGAAACACAAAUCUCUGGCAACUGUAACACCACCAUCCUCCACACACCAGAGGGAUACUCCUACCUGUACAGCUAUGACUGCACCCUUGUCCCCGAUCCCCCAGAGAAGCUCCAGCAGACCUGUCCAACCUGCCCCCUCCUGCUCCCUGUAGAUAGUCCACAGGCUGUGAACGCUGCUCAGGUUACUUGGGCAUCCUAUAAGAGACAGUCCACACUGGGUGCAGAGCUCGGAGUAAAGAAGAUCACCAGAGCUGCAGCGCAGGUUGUGCCAGUGAAAGCCAGCUUUGUGGAGUACACAGUCCAACAGUGUCCAGAGGGAGUGACAGAAAGAGGCACCUGCCGGCGACUGACACUUAAGUCUGACACAGAGACUGCAGGAUUCUGUGCAGGAUCUGUGCACGGAGACUUAAGCGGCCAUCCUAACGUCCGGGUGUCCUGUGAGAUGUUCAAAGCACAGGAUGUGGACAUCUUCAGACCCGUGCAGCCUCAGGGUCACAAACUCCCCCAAGACCAUGCGAUCCCAACAGUCCCCACCCUGUUCGAUGACCCAAGAAAUGAUCUGCUGCCUGGUCCCUCUUACAACCCACUGCCUCCUGCUGUUCAACCACCACCCGUUGACCCCACACCCAUUCUCCCUCUGCCCUUUGACCCCUCUGUUGUGGUUAACCCCUCUAUUCCCCUGAGCUCAUCUUCCAGUGAGUCCGCUGAAGAUCAAGUUAACCAGCAACAGCGACCCCCAGGUGAUGGUCCUUCUGCUUCAUCCUCUGAAGAGAUGGGAGGCCCCGUGGCACUACGACCACCCAUUGACUUCCACUACAAGAGGCGUGACCGCAAGAGACGGCAGGCCCUGGUGGAAACCUCACCCUCUCACAACCCAACCUUCCUGUCUGAUUUCCCCAGUGGGCCUUCUCCUUUCCGCUCCUGUCCUGGUCCUGCUCGCUACACCACAGUUUAACUAACUGGUGCUGCCGGUGAGGGGGUGGACCGAUAAACUGCUCUGCUCCCUGUCACUGGAGGCUUGUAAUAGCCUUAUUUUUUGAUAAUCAUUGGCCUUGAAAUGACCCCUUUGCUGCUAAUACUGCUCCCAAAGCAGCCAAAGCUAAAACCAUAUGCGUGUUGGAAAAUGGCUUAAAAUAUUUUAACAAUUUUAAAUAAAUCUUGAAUCCCCUGUCAA